Molecule: messenger RNA, 6501 nt
Organism: Microtus oregoni (creeping vole)
Lineage: Eukaryota; Metazoa; Chordata; Mammalia; Rodentia; Cricetidae
Gene: Zbtb25
Product: zinc finger and BTB domain containing 25
Exons: 4
Coding region: 12-1736 (574 amino acids)
Biological process (GO): regulation of transcription by RNA polymerase II
Cellular component (GO): nucleus
Molecular function (GO): RNA polymerase II cis-regulatory region sequence-specific DNA binding; protein binding; DNA-binding transcription factor activity, RNA polymerase II-specific
Source: RefSeq, a predicted model, not a curated record
CUUCCCCCGCCAUGCCCCGCCCGGCCCGCCUCCUGCCCUGGCUCCCGCCGCGCGCGGCUGCCUGCCCCGCGCCCUCACCCCGCUCCCGCCCCACCCGCGGGUGCAUCCCUUGCCCGUCCCCACCCAGGGCCGAGGGGGGCACCCGUGCUUUUGCACACGCCAGGGGGAAAGUCCCCGGGGUCACGCGGAGGCGUGUAGGGGAGCCUGUGACGCUCAGGCUUGUCCCCACACUUCCGCCUCCAGUCACGACUGGGGGGACCGUGGCAGAGGCGCCCGAAGCGCUCGCCGACCCCCGCCUGGGCCACUCCGGCAGCAGGCGCGCACGUACGCACGCACGCACGCGAUGCACACCAGUCCGGGUGCCGCCGGCUCCCCCGGCAGCCAGGUCACGUGGGCCCGGCGCGGGAAGCCGCGCGAGAGCAGCCCGCCGGGUGCGUGAGCUGGCGCUGGCGCGUGCUGUGCGCAGCGCGGCGCAGCGCGGGAGCCCGCCCGCCGCCGCGGCGGAGUCUGGAGCCACAAUGGAUACUGCUAGCCACAGCCUUGUCCUUCUGCAACAGCUGAACAUGCAGCGAGAAUUUGGUUUUCUGUGUGAUUGCACAGUUGCUAUUGGAGAUGUUUACUUCAAAGCCCACAGAGCGGUACUUGCUGCCUUUUCCAACUAUUUCAAGAUGAUAUUUAUUCACCAAACAAGUGAAUGCAUAAAAAUACAACCAACUGACAUCCAGCCUGAUAUAUUCAGCUACUUGUUGCACAUUAUGUACACAGGAAAAGGGCCCAAACAGAUGGUGGACCACAGUCGUUUGGAGGAAGGGAUCCGAUUUCUCCAUGCUGACUACCUUUCCCACAUUGCAACUGAAGUGAAUCAAGUGUUCUCACCAGAGACUGUGCAGACCUCAAAUCUCUAUGGUAUUCAGAUUUCAACAACCCAGAAAACAGCUGUCAAACAAGGGCUGGAGAUGAAAGAAACCCCUCCCAGUAGCAGUGGGAACAGAGCUGCUGUCCAAGGUGACCACCCACAGCUGCAGCUCUCCCUUGCGAUUGGGCUGGACGAUGGGAGUGCAGAGCAGCAGAGGGCCCAUCCUGCUGCCCAGGCCUUGGAGGAGCACCAGAAGCCCCCGGUGUCCAUCAAACAAGAGAGAUGUGAUCCAGAGUCUGCGAUCUCCCAAGGCCUCUCCUCGUCUUCAUCAGAAGUGACUGGCCCCUCUUUUACAGAAAACAGUAUCAAAGUCCACUUAUGCCAUUACUGUGGGGAGCGUUUCGAAUCCCGUGGUAACCUGAGACAGCACCUCCAUACCCAUGUGUCUGGAUCUCUCCCGUUUGGUGUCCCUGCUUCCAUUUUGGAAAGUAAUGACCUUGGUGAAGUGCAUCCACUUAGUGACAGCAGCGAGGCUCUUGACUGCCGGAGGCUUAGCUCCUUCAUUGUCAAGGAGAAGGAGCAGCAGCAGCCUCCGCCUGAGCACUCGGGCCGGGGUCCCACGGAGCCUUUACAGAUCAGUCAAGUGUCUUUGAUCUCCAAAGAUACAGAGCCAGUAGAAUUAAACUGUAAUUUUUCUUUUUCAAGAAAAAGAAAAAUCAGUUGUACCAUCUGUGGUCAUAAAUUUCUUCGAAAGAGCCAGUUACUGGAACACAUGUAUGCACAUAAAGGUUACAGAGUCAGUAAGAUGAACUUGCAUAUGAAGCAGAUGAGAUCUGUUUUAAAGAAUGUUUUAGAGGCCGGGAGUGAAGCUCAUCUGUAGAGGGCUUGCCUACAUGUGUGAGGCUCUAGGCUCAGUCUUCAGCGCACACACAGACAAACGCACUUCAAACUGUCACUCUUGUCUCAUGUUUCAUAUGAAUUAUGUCCUCAUGAAAAUGACUUUUAAAUAUUUUCUGACAUACAGGAAGUCUGUAGUUAUUUUAAUGUAUAACUAUAUAUUAUAAUGUAUAAAUGUAUAUUAUAAUGUUCUAAGACAUGGCUAUACCAAAUCACGAGUAGUUUUACUGUCUACAUCCUAGUCCCCAGCCUCUUACAUGGCCUCUUAUUUAAUUAACAUCAAGUAUACCUCAUUUUUUAAUAAAAAAUAUUCCAGCUAGAAGAAAGGACUGGAGAAGCCAGUGCUAAGGAAGUCUUGGACAGAGAAACCAGUUCAUACAUAUAUCCAAGCACAGAGGCGGGCUCUGAACCGUCCCUGGGCCAGCGAGCACAGCUACUGUGUCUUUACACACCCAAGGGCAAUUUCAGAUUUCUAUAGCGAGAGGUUUACCUAGAUUUGAAGAGAAAAAUAAGAUACAAACCAUCUCUCUAGCUUAACGCAGCAGAAUUGUCUAGGCUGUCUGGGUUGAUGGUAAUUUUCUGAAAGUCACUCUUACAGGUAAUUUUGCAGUAUAGUGUGGCUUUCACUUCUUCUGUUAGUAAAACUAGUGAAGUAGGUACAUCCAGUGUUCCAGGCCUAUUUAAAACCCACGCUGGCAGCUCCCCUUUUGUGAAUAUACUUAACUUCUCUUCUAUAGUGGUGACACUUAGAAACUUAAAACCCCAGAAAAAUUGAAGUUGAUGGACUAAGUGAUGGAUUUACUGUACCUAAAACAUAGCCCAUCAAAUUUCAUUGUUUCUGAAGUGUUUAAGUUUGAAGCUCUGCAGUCAAGGAUAAGAAGGCAAGAGAGACUGCAGAAGAGCCCUCCUCCUUCCCCUAUCCUAUUAAAGCCUAGGCUUCACAGACAUUUGAAGAACACCUGAGAUGGUCCUGAUCCCUGCCCGCCCCCAAGUUUGGAAACAGUCUUGGUAUGUGACCCAGGUUGGCCUUAAGCUCUUGGGCAUAGCAGUUUUCUGUUUCAGUUUGCCGAGUGGCCGGGCAUGUGCCAUCUCACAGGUGUUUGAAUACAUCUAGUAAACGUGAUGCUUAGAUUUUAGCCACAUGCAAAGUCUGAACUGCUCCUGCUCCCAUAGAACACCUCUGAAGACAUUUCUUAGAGAUUCUUCCCCCUGUUUGUGGGGAGCCUAGAGUAAUCCAGCUAAUUCUGAAACAAAAAUCCUUUCUGGGUAAACGGUGAGUUCAGACGGAAUAACAAAGCAGUGGUUUCAGAGAUACUCUUGCCUGCCUCUCCGCCCAGAACUCGUGAGGUUGAUCUCUUGUGAGUUCAAGGCCAGCCUGGUUUAUAGAGUGAGUUCUAGACCAGUUAGCUACAUAGUGAGACCCUGUUUCAAACAAACAAAAAUCACAUAUGCAAACCACAUACCAAACCAAAGUAGCAGUUUUGUUGUCUUUGGUUUUUGAGACUUUCUUGCUAUAUGGCCCACGCUGACUUUGAACUCACCAUCUUCCUCCCCUGCCUUCUUAGUGCUGGGAUUAUGGGCUGUACCACCAGCCAGGCUUCAGAGUGGUAACUUGAGGGUCGGGUGAAGAACCCCAUUAGUGUUGUCUUAAGGUAGUUGAAUUUCUGAUUUAGAGACUUAGCCUCUGGGGUCAAGACCCAUGUGUAGAGAGCAAAAUCUAGUUAGAGGGGUUGGUUAAACAAGUAUGCUGUUAUGUAUGGGGGUAUUACAAUUAUAUAUAAUCUUAAACUAUUCAUUAAAGCACUACUCAGCCAUACUACCUUAAAUGAUUUAACCUUAUAGAAACUCAAAUACCAAUUUAAUAUAUUUUAAACUGUUUAGGAUAUAUUUCCUACUUUUAAUUUUUCUUUUUUUUUAAGAUACAGUGUCAUGUUUAGCCCAGGCUGGCCCCAAACACACUAUAUAGCUGAGGAUGGUUUUAAACUCCUGAUCUGCCUGCUCUUCCUCCAGGCACUGGCACUAUAGUUGUGCACCCCCUCCACCAUGCCCAACUUUCCUUAGCCUUCUCAAAUAUAAAAAACCCUAACAAUUCUCACUUAAAUCUUUUCAACUUUUCUGUAAUCUUCCUUGCAUACCAAGUCAUCAGUCUUACACACAAGAGGCCCUUAUAUAGCCGAAGGGUGGAAACAGAGGCUUUCAGGGUAGGUGAAGGACAGUCAGGAGAGAUGCUGACAGAGCUUGCCUACAGCUAAUGGCCAUGUCAGACACUUCUACUUAAAGUGGAACUGUGAUGUGGGAUUUCCCCCUAUGCUGUGAAUAUGUUUUUACAGAAAUGGGUUAAUGUAAGAAGUAAGAGCUAACUAGGAAUACACUAGAGUCAUUGACCACACGGUGUUGUGAUUAGUAUAGUUUCUGUGUGAUUAUUCGGCUCUGGGCAGCUGGGGAAUGAACGAGCAGUCUCGGCUUACAGAACCGUAUGCAGAAGAGUUAGUAAACAUAUGUUAGUAAAUGAAACGGAAUUGUACCUAGAGUCUGGGGAGUAAAGUCAUCGCUGCUCACAGAUUGGAAGCUGAGGUGAGAGCUAGGUAUGGCGCCUCUUGUCCCAGUGCUGGUGGAGGAGUAGAGACAGGCGGGCAGCAGGUGCUCUCAGGCCAGCCCCGCAGAGAGAAGCUCCAGGUUCCGAGAGAUCCAUGUCUCAAAAACAGGUGGAGAAGUGAUUAUGGAAGACGUGGUCUCUGGUCUCAACACAUGCCCACAUGUUUGUGCACACCCACACACAUGCAUACCCCACACACAUACAGAAUAAGUGGAAGUCUGUGAGCUUGGAGAAAAUAUUAGUUCACCUGGUUCCUAUCGCUUUUAAAGUUCUCUCAUGCCAAGAGCUUUACUCGAUUCCUCUCAUUUACAAAGCUCCUUUUCAUACCAGACCAAAAAGACAAAAUGCUGGGUCUUGCCCAUCUGUAACCCAGCUGUCAGUAGACUGAGGCAAGACGAGCCUGGAGCUACGUGGCGAGACCCUGACUCAGUCUGCAAUAACAUUGUUUUAGGAAGUGGAGAAAUGUUAGUUUCGUUUUAUGGGAAAAGUUCCCCAAAGCUAGUUUUUACAGAGGCAUGUAGUCACUGGGAUGGUAUCUGCUGUCACUUUGUUUUGAUUUUUGAAGAUUUAUUUAUCUUUAUGUUAUGUGUUAAGUGUUUUGCUGUCUUCUGUACAUAGCAUGCAUGCAGUCCCCUGGAGGCCAGGAAAGGGCAUCAGAGCCUCCGGAACUCAAGUGGGUGUGGGAACUGAGCCCAGGUCCUCCUCCAGAGCAGCAAGUACCCUUAAACACUGAGUCAUCCAUUUCUCCAGCCUGUUUUGACUUUUUGAGGUGAGGUCUCACUGUAUGGCCCAUGCUGGCCUGGAACAGUCUCUUGUCAACCUCCUAAGGGCUGGGAUGGCAGACAUGUAUUGUCGUGGGUAGUUUUGGUUUUGGUUUUUAAGGACAUGAUUUGUCAUUGGGGUGGGGAAAAGUCUUCAUACUUUAAAAGUUUUUCCAGAGAAACAGCCUUGCUCUUUACCACAUCUGUAAAAUGGAGCUUUGUCUCUGUCUUAAGCAGUGUGGUUUGGGUAAUGGUUGCCAAGUUGAACCAGGAGUUGCUUGCUGGAUGUACUUUGUUGCCAAAUGCCGCCCUCUUGUGUUGAGGUAAAUAAUCUCUGCUGGCUCACAUUUUGAAGGCAUGGUGGGGAAAAAGCCCUGGUUCUUACCAACCGGCUCUGUAUUAGGCAGAUUUUUAAUAGAUCUUCUCCACUCUGGCCAGCUUUAAACCCCCUCUUCUCCCUGGAUCCUGCGUCAUGGUGUUUUCUGGAGAAAAGUAGAGGCGUCUCAGCAUUUGUUCUUAGUGGGGGAACCCAGUAAAUGCAGUCUGCCUUCAAACCAAUGUUGUUGUUUUUAUUGUAUAACCUUGAGAUGGUUACUCACUUCUCCGACUGACCUCCCAGGUAAAGUGGGUGUCAACAGCACCCACCUCACAGGGAUACAGUCAGUACCGUCGGGCUUAAGACUAAAAUUGUGUUAGUGUAGUGAUGACAACCAGCCUCUGAGGAAACCUUCAUAGCUGGAGCCCUAGUCAGUAUUUCUUCCUGUAGAUUCUAGAACGUGUUUGAAGCUAUCAUGUACUACUUACUAGCCAAUUAGCUGAGGAAACUGGUUUUUACAAAAAUACUCUGGAAAUAGCAGUGUUAUGUAAAUUCUUACUCUACUGUUUUCUACUCUUCGGCAAGGAAAAGGAGGAUUAGCAUUGUUGGGAAUAAAAUACACUACUUCAGUAUUAAAGAGACUUUCUCCCAAAUACAUUGUUUCCAUUAAAAAAAAAACAAAUAAAAUUGAAAAAAAAAUCCCAUCGUUUCUUGGAAUGAAGAUGGUCUAAACAGUAGACGGAGGAAAGAAGUGGGAUGAGGACGCCACCUAGUAGCUCGCCAAGGUUCUGAGCUAACUCUGGAGAAGCCUUCCCGAACACUGACGGAAGCUGCUGGUGGUCGUGAAGAGCGAGGACAGACCCUGCAGCCUGUCUGCACAGGCAGUUCUUGAUAUGGAAACCGGAUUCCUGACGAAGACUUGAUAGGUGUUUGUGUGGUGACUGCAUUAGAAGUAGGUCGUGUGGAGAACUUUUACAGUGUAACCUGUGUGUUUUCGUGUGCUUAAACUUUAUCUGUGACAUUUCAUUAUGAUAAGUUGUUAAAUUCCUAGGAGUGAACCCUGUAAAUGCUUCUG